AUGACGAGCAUCGGGAGGCUCUUGGCCGUUCUGCUGGUGAGCUCGAUCGUUUCGUCCUCGAGCUGCGACUCGUACCAUUACCACGAGAUCGGCGAGUCGACGGCAAAUAUCAUCGCCGAGGUCUCGACCCGUUUAUUUUACCCGGCCGCGUCGAUCAGCGCGUUGUUGUGCGCUAAAACGGACGAGGUCGUGGCGCUGUCGAGGACCCUCUCGAAAAGAGGCACGGCCGUCCAUUACCUGGACCCGGGGCACUUGGACGAGACCGUGAGACGCUUCGUGCCCCACAAAACGAUCGUCCUUCUCGACUACGACUGCCCUUGGUCCCUGCAGGUUUUGACAAAGGCAAACGACUCGGGAUUGUUCUCCGCGCCCCUCAAGUGGCUCAUCCUCCGAGACUCUCGCAACGUGACCACCACCACCACCACCCCGAUAGACACCUUCGGCCGCUUUGCCGUGUACCCGGACAGCGAGGUGAUCCUCUUGGACAUACCUUCGGACGAUCGUGCCGAAAUAGCUUCCGUCUACCGGCCGAGUUUGGUCCACGGGGUGAUGGUCGAGCAGCGGGGCUCGUGGAGCAACGGGGGUGGGAUCGACUUGCGGGACACUGGAUCUCAGGAUGAGCGAUUGGCCAUUUUAACACCAACAAAACUGAUUGUCUACACGGUUACGUUGAAGAAAGGCACAACGGAACAUGGCGACAGGUGCCAACUGCAGGUGGCCUACGAGCACCAGCUGAAGAGGUUCCCGUACUCGCUGACCGUGGGUCCGUUCGGUGGUGCCAGGGGCCGGGACUUUUUGUGCGUGCAGUGCCUCGACGGUACGCUCAUGUUCUACGAGCAGGAGAUUUUCGCGUUCAGUCGCUCGCUGAAGGGGCGCCUACUGCCCGAGCCUCUGAUCUACGUGGCGCGGAGCGACGUCUUUGUCACCCUCAACUCUGGAUGGGUGCUCGAGUGCUACAGAGCGGCCUUCAUCUUCCGGCAGCCACCACUGUCCUUCGUGAGCAACCUGUUCACCCUCCCUUUCCGCCGGUCCGUCUGGCUGGCAGUGGGUCUCCUGCUGCUCGUUAUUUUCGCCCUGCUCGUCGUAUCGACGCGCUGGGAGUGGACCGUCCGCGAGAUCGACUGUCCACCGCCCACAUUGAGCGACGAUUUGCUCCUCGUUAUCGGCGCCGUGGCCCAGCAAGGCUCGGGGCGCAAUCCGCUGACGGUGUCGUCGAGGAUCGUCGUGCUUAUGCUACUCAUGGCCAUUUUGAAUCUUUACGCGUCCUACUCGGCCAACAUAGUGGCGCUGUUGCAAUCCACGACCACGUCGAUCGGCACGUUGAAGGACCUCCUCGACAGCCCGAUCAAGUGCGGCGCCCAAGAUAUCGUCUACAAUCGGCAUUACUUUGACAUGGAAAUAGAUCCGAUCAGAAGGGCCAUCAUCGAGCAAAAGAUCGAGCCGAAAACCGGCAAGUCGAGCAAUUGGCUGUCGGCGGACGAGGGGAUAAGACACGUGCGCGAGGGCUUCUUCGCGUUUUUCAUGGAAAUCGGCCCUGCCUACAAGAUCAUCCAGGAAACCUUCGAGGAGGACGAAAAGUGCGGCUUCCGGGAGAUGUACUUCAUCGAGCACUUUGAUCCCACUUUCACCAUCGUCAAACAAUCGCCCUACGUCGAAAUCAUAAGGGUCAAUUCGUUAAAGAUCGAGGAGUCCGGAUUGAAAUCGAGGGAGAUGCUUAGACUGUACACAAAGAGGCCUCCGUGCAACGGGCGCAGCAAAUUCGUCAGCGUCGGUCUUCGCGAGUGCUACUUUGCCUUUUGCGCGAUGCUCGUUGGCUCCUCUAUUGCACUCGGGAUAUUAUUCCUCGAAGUUUUGUGGAUCAAAUGGAUCCCGCCAAAGAAUAAAAGAGCCAUUGGCCAGGAUUUAUCUUAG
Copidosoma floridanum is the source of this 1911-nucleotide messenger RNA. RefSeq names its product ionotropic receptor 84a-like. Gene Ontology annotation, cellular component: membrane. The record is from RefSeq and is a predicted model, not a curated record. Gene Ontology annotation, molecular function: ligand-gated monoatomic ion channel activity. Lineage: Eukaryota; Metazoa; Arthropoda; Insecta; Hymenoptera; Encyrtidae.